GAAUCCACAUAUUUGGGAAGUUCACGUCAUCUUCACAUUUGGGUUUGCUGUCAUGUUUGUUGUCGGAGUGCACUUCACUCCUUUUCUGUCUUCCUCGUCUAACUUAAGCAGAUCCCUGUGGAGAUGGAGGACGCGUACAAUGAACUCUUCAGGGAGUUUGUUCACCUCAGAUCAAUAUGCAUACGACAAGCAGCUCUGUUGCAGAAACUGUCAAGGGAACUACACAAACAACAAGUUUCAAAUGGGUAUUUGGAUCAAGAUGGCAGCUUCAGUGGCCUGGCGUCCAUCCCGGGUCAGGGUAGCCAGGAGAGCACUGCACAUUCCCAAGAGGACAGUAUUCCCCCACUAGUUGCAACCAAUCAGAAUGCUGCACCACACACUGAUGUCGGCCAUACCCGCACUGCAGGUGCGGCCCCGUUCUCUGUGCUUCUUGCUGAAGAUAUGGGGAAACUGGGUCUCAAUGUGCCCCAUCACCGUCAAACCCACACAGAGGAACAAGAAGAAGGAGAACAUCCCCAACCUGCGUCUCCAGCCUCAAGGUCUCCGGCCCUCAGUAGCUCUGGUUCGUACCAGGGCCAUCAGAGUGGAGGGAGUAAAGCAAUGCAGCCGUAUGGGACGGCAAGUCCGCUGGCUUGGGCUUACAACCCCCUCCUCGGAAGCGAGGAGCUGAGCAACAGUGGUGGGGAGUUCAUGUCCGAAAUGGAGCUGCAGUCCCAGGUGUGCGAGUUCUGUCACGCCAUCUUCCCCGGACACACGGCCACCCGGGGAGAGUUCCUGCGACACCUCCACACACACAUCACCUAGCAGACUCACAACUUCUUCCUGUUCUAUGAUGAUGCCUUAAAGAGAGAUUACUCUUGUUUUUUACCUGUACAUUAAGAAAGAACUAGCUCGAAAUUAACGUUUUUCUGCUGAAGAAUAUUUCAAUAGUUUUGCACACACGCUUUGAUUGGGUUCCAACCAAAACUAUCCUUAAACCUCUCAAACCAUUGUUAACUGUUUUUACAUCUGCAAGUUUUCGAUUCUGUGUUUUUUUUUCUACUUCUGUUUCCUGUGGUUUUGUAUUUAAAGAAAUGAAACAACCCCUGAAGAAAUGACCAUGAAACCUCAAUCCAAAAGCAGAUCCGCAAAACGUUAUUGUAGCAUUCUGUUUUAAUGACUGCCAUGCAGAACCAUCUUUGUUGCCUACCCAACAGAGGAGGGCUAUGUGUGACAUAGCGCUGAGUGGAUCUGAGUGCUGACAUCACUACUAAAGGUGAGUCAUGCAAGCCUCGUCUGUACAGAACUAACUGUUCCGCACGGAAAUGGAAAGGAAAAAACAGCAAAACAAGAUGGUGUUACUGGCUGUGUGACGCAAGCUGUAAAUUACUAACACACCAUCAGUUAUAGAAAAGGUAAUAACAUAAUUCCUAAAAUGCUAAAAAUGUAUGAAAUGAUGACUCGAAAAAUCACAAGAACAAUUCUUAAUUAAACAAUAAAAUAACGUUUAUUGAGAUUUAAUAAAAUAAAUAAUCUGUUUUUCAACGUGAGGGUGGUGACAAUAGUGAAAGAGAACCUGCAGUUUAAUUGAAUCCUUUACAUCACUUGGCUGCCUGUCUUAUUGUGUAGAUACCAUGUAGAUAUAAUGGACAAUGCAUUUCCAAACAUGGGCCUUCCCACUAUUUCUAUGAAUAUAACAAUAUAACAACAAAACAUUAGCAUAUUCAUAUCUAAUGUAGUGAAGGGUCAGCUGUGUCGGAAAAUGAAGCACCGUUUGAUCAUCUUUUUACCCCAGGUUGAGUGUGUGUGGGAUUGUUCAUCAUCAUUUGAUGUUGUUUGGAUGGGUUUUCGAUCCAAGAGGAAAUCUUGAGGAUGUUAACGUUUUUGUCAUGGAGUCACCACUGAAAAGGCCACUCAUUCAAACCCCCAGAUCCCGGCUGGUAAACACUGCAGUGCACUCGUCUCUACUCCCUCUCGUUUUAUAAGAUUCAAACUGGUAGGUGGCAAUAAGAAACGUAGCAGCCCCUGUGGGAGAGUAGGGGUGUGAGUGGGUGGUCUUUUGGGUUAGUGGGGGUGACUUGAUGACAUAGGCAAACCUCAGCCAUCUGAAAAUGUUCCCACCUAAAAUUUAAGAAAAUGUUUCUCUUUUAAACAAGAUUGCACCAUGGAUAGAUGUGUGUGCGAUUAUAAUACCACAGUAAUGAACACAUCAAUGAUAUUCAGUACUCAGGAAAGCUUGUUUCAUUUUUUCAUCUUCAGUAAAUAAAUAUGGCCCCAUCAUUAUCUGGAUCGUUGUACAGUUGUAUUGUCGUUUGACCUAUUUUAACAACCCGGACACACGAAAACUUUGCCAAGUAAGGAUUAUUUCAAAGAUGUCAGUGACUGACUUAAAUUAUACUGUUAAUAUUUGAGGGGCGUGAAGGUGGGAAGAGUGUGACAAACACAUUACUUCUACACCCUAGCUACACACACAUAUGGUCUCAGUACUCAAAUAACUGAAGGAUUUUUAAUCUGAAUGUAAUUUCUUUAUAAAUUAUAAAUCAUCUCCGGGUUCAUGAGUUGAUGUGAAAUCGACAAGAUAGAAGACGACAGCUACGGUAUAUAUUCAAUGUUGAUUAACCUCUAUUGUUUUAGCAGAUAUUUCAGAAGCUACCCCCUAGCGCUCUACUAUCUACUUUGCCUUACAUCAACACUUUCUAUUACAAUUUAAAUCAUACAUUUGUGUAUGAUUUUAUUUGGUUAGAGGGCAGCAGAGGACAAUUUUCCAAAUAUUGUAGGUUGAUAUGUUAAAAAUGCUGAACGAUAUUUUAAAGAUUACAUUUUUCCCUAACGUCAUUCAAAUAACCCUGCCUACUUGAUCAGUGCCCCCAUCCAGUUCAUUCCAGACUCAUCAACUCUAAAUACCACCAUGUCUACUAAGUGUGGGUUUGGCCACCUAUGGCUUUCUAUUACAUACCCAGACUUGCCAUCCUAAGGCUGAGGAACCAUCAAUCAAGACAGGGAUAAGUCUUAUAAUAUGGAUUUCUUCCCCCUAAAAGCCACUUUUGUCGAUUUUCUAGUAAUUGAUGUGAGAACUUAAACCUGCUCAGUUACAGUCCAUAUAGUACAUGAUGUGUUGAAGUUGAGAUGGAGGUCUGUACAUACGAUGUAGUGUACCCCUUGGGAUUUUUCAUUUCCCUCUGUGGUCCAAAUCCUCCUUUGUGAUGAUAGGGCUCCGGCUCCUACACGCUAUUGCACUCCCCUGUUCCUCUUUACUCUCGUAAUCUGUGGAAAACAAACAAAACAAAAGUUGCGUAAAUAAACAUCCUGUCUGUGAU
This is a messenger RNA of Gadus chalcogrammus (walleye pollock), 3296 nucleotides long. RefSeq lists its product as uncharacterized. Lineage: Eukaryota; Metazoa; Chordata; Actinopteri; Gadiformes; Gadidae. The transcript is spliced from 4 exons. The record is from RefSeq and is a predicted model, not a curated record. Bases 124 to 804 code for a protein of 226 amino acids.